AUGUGGCUAAAUUUAAUAGGAAAUCAAAAAUUAUUCAGUUUGGAUCCGGUCCGAGUGUACAAAAAUUAUCGUGUUUGUCAUUCACACUUCAGGCCGGAAGACAAAUCUUCAAAUAUGUAUUUAAUAUGCAGCACACUACCAUCACAGAAUUUGCCACAGAUUGAGAAUUUGGAAAUGGCACCCGGUACAUCAAAAAUAUUAAACGUUGAAGAGAUCCCGAGUACAUCAACUACUGUGGAGAUGCCGACUACAUCGAGUGGAAUAUUGAAUAUUGAGGAAAUGCCGACUACAUCGUCGGAAAUAUUGAAUUCAUUACCGG
Molecule: messenger RNA, 319 nt
Organism: Ceratina calcarata
Lineage: Eukaryota; Metazoa; Arthropoda; Insecta; Hymenoptera; Apidae
Exons: 2
Source: RefSeq, a predicted model, not a curated record